This is a messenger RNA of Tachysurus fulvidraco (yellow catfish), 631 nucleotides long. Its product is annotated as 6-phosphofructo-2-kinase/fructose-2,6-bisphosphatase 4-like. Bases 92 to 616 code for a protein of 174 amino acids. The record is from RefSeq and is a predicted model, not a curated record. NCBI's taxonomy places the organism in Eukaryota, Metazoa, Chordata, Actinopteri, Siluriformes, Bagridae. Gene Ontology annotation, molecular function: 6-phosphofructo-2-kinase activity; fructose-2,6-bisphosphate 2-phosphatase activity; ATP binding. Gene Ontology annotation, cellular component: cytosol. Gene Ontology annotation, biological process: fructose metabolic process; fructose 2,6-bisphosphate metabolic process. The transcript has 5 exons.
UUAGCGGUAUUACGGUAGUCUCCAUCAGCUGAUAUGACAUAAAGCUCCUCCACAAUAAAGCGCAUCAGUUCCUCAUGUAAACUUCACCGGAAUGACUUCCACCCAGGACAUAACGUUUACCCCGGGAAUUCUGCCCCGGGAGCUCGCGCAGAACCCACUGCAUAAGAUCUGGAUGCCGUGUCAGAACGGACUUCCGGAAACGCUCAUUGCUCAGAGAAGAGUUUGCAUGACAAACUGUCCUACCCUGAUAGUGACUGUGGGGUUGCCAGCUAGAGGAAAAACCUACAUUUCUAAAAAACUCACCCGAUACCUUAACUGGACUGGUGUUCCAACUAAAGAGUUUAAUGUUGGACAGUACCGGAGGGACUGUAUAAAGAUCUACAAGAACUUUGAGUUUUUCCGUUCUGAUAAUGAAGAGGGACUAAAGAUCAGGAAACAGUGUGCUCUGGCGGCUCUGAAUGAUGUGAGACAGUUCCUCAGUGUAGACGGAGGACAUGUGGCUGUGUUUGAUGGCACGAACACGACGAGAGAGAGGAGGAAAAUCAUCCUGAGAUUCGCUGAACAAAAUGGCUACAAGGUAGAAACAAGUUCAACAGCUGUAUUGAAUACUAACUAGAGAACAGGACAGUGU